UUUAUUCUUUAUUUUUUAUUUUUGUGUGAGAUACCAGAUUCAAAGGACCCAAAAGAUUUCAAUUUCUUCUUCCAUACAACGUCAAUCAACCAACUCUUUGACGGAAGUAUAUCCAUUGUUGGUGUGUCGUUAUCCCUUGCCAAAGCUCUGUUACAGCACCGGUCUUCUUAGCAUUUUCCAGUACUCCAUCACACAAAAUAUUAUCUUUAGAUUUAUCCCUUCUUUGUGAGAGCCAAUUGCGGCCCUGCCUGUGCAUGCGACCAGCCAGCUCGCACGGCCUGUGCGCUUUUCGUCUGUCACUUGCAGCCUCACCACUACUUGCAGUCGCGACUGACCAGCGCCGACCAUGCCACCUACUUAACACAGCGUUGGUCUACCCAGCUGCUUCGCCAAUUUGGGAUUGUUGACUUUGACGUUUGCUCACUCCGGCGCCGUUCAUGUCGUUAUGUUAUCCCUUAGCUUGUCUUGAUUCAAUUGGCUUCAUCUUCUCGAUUGUCCUAAAUCUAUUUGUAAAAACCCUACUCUAUUGAUCUUUGGGCUUCAAGAUCUAGAACAAUUCAGAUGGAAAACAAAUGAAAUCAUCCAGAUCAAGAGUUGAAAAUGGUGGCUCAAACUCAAAGUCAAAAAUGGAAUCAAAUUCAGGGCAAGGAAACAUGGCAGUUGAGAAGCAUACAAAGCCAAGUGAGCAGCCUAAUAAGCAAGAUUAUAUCCAUGUGAGAACAAGAAGAGGUCAAGCUACUGAUAGCCACAGUUUAGCAGAGAGAGCUAGGAGAGAAAAGAUCGGUGAGAGGAUGAAGAUUUUGCAAGACUUGGUUCCUGGAUGUAAUAAGGUUCCUCAUGUUACUCGUACUGAUUAUCAACUGAUUGAUAUUUCUGAAGAUGGUUUUGUGAGUCUUUUGAUUGAGAAUGGUAACACCAAGGAUGACUUGAAGCUUCCCACCGAUGAAAGUCUGCUCAGCCAGAUUAAAGAUGGGUUUGCUGAAGGGAAAGACCUUAUUGUGUUAGUUAUGUGUGUUAUGGGGGAAGAACAGAUCAAUGCCCUCAAGGACAUUGGCCCAAAGAACUAAAAUUCUUGGGGUCUCUUGUAUAAUGUCUACGCACAUAUUAUUUAUAUAAAUGAUCUAAUAAUUGGAUUAAAACCACCCUAAAAUUAAGAGACUCUUUUCACUUAAUUCGUCUGUUACUCAUCAGAUAAUGUUUUGGAUUUACUAACACCCACGAAAUUACAAUCGAUUGUCUAUCUGAUCCCUAGAUUUGCUUAUAUUCCAAGGUAAACAAAGCUUCUGAUUUUUGAAAUCCGAUUCACAAGCACUCUAUUUUCUUGAC
Molecule: messenger RNA, 1326 nt
Organism: Camellia sinensis
Lineage: Eukaryota; Viridiplantae; Streptophyta; Magnoliopsida; Ericales; Theaceae
Source: RefSeq, a predicted model, not a curated record